Eublepharis macularius is the source of this 5884-nucleotide messenger RNA. It is a transcript of the gene DHX34, whose product is annotated as DExH-box helicase 34. Gene Ontology annotation, cellular component: intracellular anatomical structure. Gene Ontology annotation, molecular function: RNA binding. Lineage: Eukaryota; Metazoa; Chordata; Lepidosauria; Squamata; Eublepharidae. Gene Ontology annotation, biological process: nuclear-transcribed mRNA catabolic process, nonsense-mediated decay. The coding region runs from base 1 to 4353 and encodes 1450 amino acids. The transcript is spliced from 17 exons. The record is from RefSeq and is a predicted model, not a curated record.
AUGGGGGGGCAAAAACAACAGGGACCGUGUUCCGGGCUCCGAGUGGGGCGCUGGUCUGCCCGCAGGGGCGGCUCCGUGGGCUACAGGCCCUUCCCGGGAGACGACUUGCCAGCGCCUGGCUCUCUGCGCUGCAGCCCUUGCUGGCUGGCUUCCCUGGGCACCGCAGAGCCGCCCAGCCGCAGCCAGGCCUCGUUGGCCGUGAAAAGCUGGAGCCGCUUUCCUUCGCGGCUUGCUCUGCAUUCACACGGAGAGGGCAGCCCGGAGCGAGCGCGCACCGCAGGCACCUUCCGGCCCGGCUGCCGCGCUUUGCCCCUGGCCCUCCGGCUCCGCACGCGGCGGGUCUCUCUGGGAGGUGCGGCUGCAGGUCCGGCCGGCCAUGUCGACUCGAGGGCCGCUCUGACGGGCGCCGAGGAACGGAGCUUCUGCCAGCGGCCCGCCCUUCGCUCCGGGCGCAGCGCGCGCCAACGGGCUCAGCCGCGGAACCAGCCCGGCGCAGGCGGCGGAAGCCUGAAGCCCCGUCGAGGCCAAGCCAAGCCGGACCCGCGACGGCAACAGCACACGGACCACGCGGCUUCAUCGCCAGAGGGGGCGGCGCGCCGCAGGCCUCCGGGCAAGGGCCGCAGGCACGGCCGGGCCCCGCCGCGCGCCCUCGCCGGGGGGGGGCGGGGGCCCGCGCGCGACCGAGGGGAGGCGCUGGGAGCGGGCCGCGGCUGUGCGCGGGGCUCCGGCGCCUCCUCCGGCCGGGGAACCUCCACGCCGCCCCGGGCACGCGCAGGAGCCGCCGGGGAGCCCGCCCAGACGCCGACAAAGCCCCCGAGGUGGGCGGGGCCGCGGGGAGCCCGGCGCCCGGCCGGUCUCGGCGCUGCAGCGGCGGCGGCCGCUGGCGAGGGGCGUCGCUUGGGCGGGCCGGGAGAGCCGCCUGGCUCGGCUCCGCUCGCCGGGCCGCCCUCGGAAGGGCGGGGCGCGGGGCGCGGGGCGGGGCUUCGGCCUCCAGCGGAGGGCUUCGGCACGGCAGGACGCGGCCGCUCGCCCGGAGGACCCUCGGAACGGCUCGCCGCCGCCUCUGCCAUGUCGGGGGCGGCGGAGGCGGAGGCGGAGGCGGAGGCGGCGGAGGCGGGCGGCGCCCGAGCCGAGUGGGCCCGCCUGGAGGAGGCCCACUUCCCGGCGGGCGCCGGGGCCGACGAGCGGGCCGAGUUCCGGGCCUUCGCGGCGCGGCUGCGGCGCUUGGGAGGGGCGGCCGGGCGGCUGCGGGAGCGCGAGGCGCAGCGGCGCAUCAACCUGCGGGUGGCGGCGGGGCGGGGCGGCGCGCGGGCGCGGGAGUUCGGCCGGGCGCUGCGGCUCUUCCUGGCCUUCCAGCAGCGGCGCGCCUUCCAGCGCCUGGCGCGGCUGCAGCGGGAGCGCGCGGCCCUGCCGGUGGCGCGCUUCCGGGCGGCGCUGCUGGCGGCCGUGGCGCGCAGCCAGGUGGUGCUGGUGGCCGGCGACACGGGCUGCGGCAAGUCCACGCAGGUGCCCCAGUUCCUGCUGGAGGCCGGCUACGCCCACCUGGCCUGCACCCAGCCCCGCCGCCUCGCCUGCGUCGCCCUGGCCACGCGCGUGGCCCACGAGAGCCUGCAGCAACACGGCAGCCGGGUGGGCUACCAGAUCCGCUUCGAGAGCAGGCGCUCGGCCGCCACCCGGCUGGUCUUCCUGACCGAAGGGCUGCUCCUGCGCCAGGCCCAGCGGGACCCGCGGCUGGCCGACUACCAGGUGCUGCUGGCCGACGAGGUCCACGAGCGCCACUUGCACGGCGACUUCCUGCUGGGGCUGCUGCGCCGCCUGCUGCCGGCCCGGCCUGACCUGAAGCUGGUGCUCAUGUCCGCCACCAUCAACCUCCAGCUCUUUGCCGACUAUUUUGGCGGCGCGCCCGUCAUUCAAGUCCCCGGCCGGCUCUUCCCCAUCACGGUCCUGUAUGAACCCACCCCCCCAGAAGAGGGGGCCAGGGGGCGUAAGGAACGGCUGGACCCCCGGCCCUACCUGCGUGUCCUGCAGGCCAUCGAUCACAAGUACCCUCCGGAGGAAAGAGGCGACCUGCUCAUCUUCCUCAGUGGAGCGGGGGAGAUUGGAGCCGUGGUGGAGGCGGCGCAGGCCUAUGCUACUCACACGCAGCGCUGGGUGGUCCUUCCUCUGCACAGCACUCUUUCCGUGGCUGAGCAAGACAAGGUAUUUGAUAUGCCCCCCCCAGGGGUCCGGAAGUGCAUCGUCUCCACCAACAUAGCAGAGACGUCAGUUACCAUUGAUGGUGUCCGAUUUGUUGUCGAUUCAGGGAAAGUGAAGGAGCUCAGCUAUGACCCCAAGGCCAAGCUGCAGCGACUGCAAGAGUUCUGGAUCAGCCAAGCCAGUGCGGAGCAGCGCAAGGGGCGUGCCGGUCGGACGGGUCCAGGGGUCUGCUACCGGCUAUAUGCUGAGUCGGACUAUGAUGCCUUUGUGCCCUACCCAGUGCCAGAGAUCCAGCGAGUGGCACUCGAUGCUCUAGUUCUUCAGAUGAAGAGCAUGGGCCUGGGGGACCCCCGAGCCUUCCCUUUCCUGGAGCCUCCCCCUGCGGCCAGCCUGGAGACUGCCAUGGGCUACCUGAAGCACCAAGGAGCGCUGGAUGCAGAGGAGAAUCUCACCCCCCUUGGGAGCCUACUGGCCGAGCUGCCGGUGGAGCUGGUGGUUGGGAAGAUGCUGGUGUUGGGCACCCUCUUUGGGUUGGCCGCCCCCACCCUGACCACGGCAGCUGUCCUGAGCGUGCCCUCCCCGUUCUUGCGCAGCAGCAGUGGACGGUGCGAUCCUGACUGGGCUACUGCACAGCGGCCCCUGGAGAGCCCCUUUGGGGACCCCCUGACAUUGCUGAACGUCUUUGAUGCCUGGGUUGAGGUGAAGUCUGAGAAUCGUGGAGGAUCUCGGCGGUGGUGCCGUCGUCGGGGCCUGGAGGAGCACCGGCUGUAUGAGGCAGCCAACUUGCGGCGCCAGUUCCAAGAGCUGCUCCGGGACCACCAUCUGCUGGAACCUGCUGCCCGGCCCAGUGACUCCUAUACGCGGCAGAGGCGGCACCGAGAGCGCCGGGAGCUGCACAGACUCAAGCGGGAGCACGAGGCAGGAGCAGGGCGGCGGCGCAAGAUGCUUCGCCUGCAGAAUGAGCAGGCUGGCUCCUCCUCGGGAGGCGAAGGGGACGUGGAGCGUGGCCUUGACAUCCAGGAUGUGAAGUUCCAGCUGCGUCAUGAUGUGCUGGAGCUGCAGGCAGCGGCCUCCGUGGCUCAGGGGCUGUCGCGCGCCCAGCUUGCUCUACUGCAGCUUGUGGUGGGCCGUGGCCUGUACCCACAGUUAGCGGUCCCAGACCCCUUCAACAGCACCCGCAAAGACUCGGACCAGAUCUUCCACACCAAGGAGAAGACAGGCGUCCUUCUGCAUCCCACGAGCGUGUUUGCCAACUCACCUGAGCUGCUGGCACAAGAUCGGGGGGCUGAGCACGGAGGCCACAGAGACUCAGAGGGCGGCCUGAGCAGCAACCACCAGAUUCUGGCCUUCGUCUCGCUGCUGGAGACCAACAAGCCCUACCUGGUCAACAACCUGCGCCUGCCUGCCUUGCAGGCCCUCCUACUCUUGGCCCAGUCCCUGGACACCAAUGCAGACUGCACGUGCAUCGUGGCCGAUUCGUGGCUGGAGCUGAAAGUCCCUGCAGUAGAGGCUGCUCUGAAGUUGCUCGCCACUGCCCUGCGGCUCCGUGCCUCCUGGGAGGAGAUCCUGGAGCGACAGCUGGGCUGCCGGAAGAGCCACAGCCAGGAAGAGGGAAGGGAGGAGAGCAGGCCCAGCUCCCAGCACGUGGGCCGGCUCACACGGGAGCUGCUGGCCUUCCUACAGGAGGAGGUGCAGUAUGGCCUGCGGCGGCUGACACCCCUAGAGCAACAGCACCUGUACCUGGGCCCCCGGAGGGUGCCGGAGGGGCUGCCCUGCCUGUUCCAGGGGAUGGAGGUGGUGCCUGAUGAGGUCAAGGGGGGCUACAAGGUCGGUGGCUUCCUAACACUCCAUUGCCUGGCUGGCGAGGGGGAUCUGUAUGGUGAAUGUCUGCGCAGCUUCUGGACAUGUCCACGUUGCGGUCUGCACAUGCCCUUCACUCCUCUGGAGCGUGUGGCCCAUGAAGACACCUGCCAGUCUCCAGAUGCGGAGGUGGAGCCUGACCUGGCUGGUCCUUCCGAAGAUGUGCUUCUGGGCCCUUCUGGGGCCUCUGGGCUGCAGCGGCCUCACUGUUGCCCCAUCUGCCAGCAGACGCUUCUUCUGACGCCCACGGAGAUCCUGCGUCACCAGAAGUGGCAUCAGGCCACCUCCGAAGGGUGACGAGUCUUGGCUGUUUGCCCAUCUCUCGGGCUGCCCAAGGAGAUGCUGAGUGGCCCGAGGCCAUAAGCCCUCCGUGUGGGAUGAAGAAAUCCCAAGCCACCUGCCGGGAGAGGGCCUGGCCUGGCCUGGUCUGGCCUUGGUUCCCAGAAGACCCGUCUUGGUGACAGAGGCAGAGCUAGCUGGUGGCUGCUGCCCUGGUGGGGGGCCCCACCCUCCACAGCCGCAACAGGAGACCUGAUGGUUUUCUCUGUCCCCCAAAAUGGCUUCAUACACUUGCUUCUUGCAUUUCCCGCUCUGUGUGUGUGUGUGUGUGUGUGUGUGUAGUGGGGGGAGGUAUCCCCUUUUGUGCUAACGGAUCUUGGACCCCAUGUAGUAAGCUCACCACAUCCUGGCUCUGUGAGGGGGUUGGAGCCCAACAAAUUGGCAGUUUUGUGACUUGAAGGUCCCUGCUACGCCCAGUUUGGACUAUGGGGGGCAGCAGUGUCUGGUUGGAGCCGUGCCUUAAUUCACUUCUUGUCAGCAAAAAGCUGGUUUUCUCUGUAUGGUAGGCGAGAUCCUCCAGUUCUCUGCUUGUUUCAUGACCCACUCUGGUGCCUUUCUGAGAGCCGGGUCACCAGAGCUGAUCUGAGUGUGGCAAACAGUGCCAAGGAGCUUUCUUCUGCACCUGCCCGAAACCUCUUGGCACGUGAGGCGGCCUUUUGUUGUGCUCGGUGGGGUUGAUGCAGAGCUUCCCAGUGAGACCCAGCUGGCGCUGCGCGUCGCCUGUUCACCCUCCUGGCUGGUGGUUGUGUGGGUCCCGAUGCGCUUGGCUCCCAAGGUGUCUUUGGGGCCGAGGUUCCCUUCCCAGUAAGCCCACCAGCUGCUCUACAGCUGGGCCUGUGGCUUUGCAGAGCUUCUGAGAACUGUUCAUAAGGAGCUCCUUCCUCACCUUUCAUUGCAGCAAUGGUUCGCAUCUGCCUAAUGGGGAGCGGGCUGCUGGCAGCUGUGCAAGCCCAUAGAAGUUUCGUUCCAGGUCCAGUUCCUUGCGUUCGUGUCCAUUGGCCAGCCCCCCCCCCCCCAAGCUGCUCUGCAUCUCCUGUGAGCCCUCGAAGUGGUGGUUUCCCUUGCUCUGGCUCUGUCUGCGCUGGCAGAUCUGGACAUUCGAGGCAGCGCUGGCAUUGCAUCGCGGCCCUGUGGUUCCCUAGGCACUCGAAAAUUCAAAAUGGUGCCAGGCAAGCUGAGGUGCCGUUGUUCUUUCUGGCUGCUGCUUCUGGAGAGACGAAGUGCUGCGUCAUCCCACCCAGCAAGGGGUGGGGGAGGCGGCAGCCUUCCUCCUGUCUUGGCUCCCUCCGGCCUGCCCACGCAGUCCAUGGCUGGUGCCCCUUCUUUUUCAAGAGGAGUGUGUCCUUAAUGGGCCUUCCAGGCCUGGCAAGGGCUGCUUUGGCGACAGAGGCCUUCACCAAGGCAUUUCUUGGCGAGGUUGCAUUUCACGUGUGAGGCACUGUAUCCACUUCCUUUACAGUCAUACAAGAAUUGCCUUUUUAAAAAUUUC